Molecule: messenger RNA, 2154 nt
Organism: Striga hermonthica
Lineage: Eukaryota; Viridiplantae; Streptophyta; Magnoliopsida; Lamiales; Orobanchaceae
Source: the annotation of a GenBank genome assembly
AUGUCCAUCUUGCCCUCACGGAAUCUUGGUACAGCGUCGUCGUCCUCUCGCUCGUCGUCUCAAUCUUCCCCUUCCGGCCAUGGCUUCUGCUCCUCUUCCGAUCAAUCCCACCCAAACCCCCAAAUCUCUAAUUCCGCGCCGGCGCCGGAAGCUCGUCCUCCGUCAGGACAAGUGUCUCUUUCCACUAACGAUUCAGGAGGAUCUUCCAAAGAGGUGAAGGGAGAGGAGAUACACAACAGUGACAAAAGUCCAAUUCAGCAAAAUGGAGGCAAAAAAUUCUUGCAUCCCGAUGCUGCUGCUCAUGGGCCAAUUGGAGCCUCAAAGUGGCAAGGAAAAACUUCUGGUUCCCAGAAUAGCUCCGGACAUUCAGCUGGGAAGAAAGCGCAGAUGCUUAAUGCCAACCACUUGUUAAAUUUUCAUUACGAUCCUAUACAUAUCUCACGCCCACAGCCCAGGGCUCCUCCUCCACGAAGAUAUCAUAAGCGGAAACCUUAUAAUAAGGACUUAUUCUUCCAAGCAAACUACAGGUUUGUGGUGCUAGAUUCGAAGAACUAUGCUGUCGAGUCUUUGGAUCCAGAUAAGAUGUUAUGUUGGGAAGACAUUAUCUGCUUUAAGUACUCCACUCCUUUUCCAGUCCACUGUCCCAUUUGCUUAGAUGAUCCCUUAUGUCCGCAAAUAACCUCGUGUGGCCACAUCUUCUGUUUCCCAUGCAUUUUGCAAUACUUUUCAAUAGGUGGAGCAGAUCUUAAAGAUGAAUGCUGGAAAAAAUGCCCUCUUUGCUUUGCUAUGAUUUCUUCUAAAGAUUUGUACACAAUCCGCAUUGAGAAUGUGAAGCAAUAUCGUAUAGGAGAUGAAAUAGAGUUUGUCCUAUUAACGCGUCAGAAAGGUUCUUUCCGUUCUUCUUUUAGAAAUAACGAGAGCAUUAACGUUGAGGAUGAGCUUCUGGACUCUUUCUCGAAGUUCACCUUGACUUCGGAUGUUGACCUAUCUGUUAGAGAGGCAAUGUCGGAUUUGGAUAGUUGGAUAGCCAGAGCCAAUUCGGGCCUAGUUGAUGACAUUGAAAAGCUUCCAUAUGUUUGUGCUGCUAUUGAGCAGCUGGAGAGGAGGAAGAAAUAUUGGAAUGCACAAAGGACUUCUAUUGGUGACAAGGAAAGUGCAAGUCUUUAUGGCUCUCCACCAAGUGCUAAAUAUAACCAUUCAGAUGGUUGUGAAAAAUCAUCUCCAGGAAAGAUGGUUUCUGAGUUCUGUUUGCCUCAAGUUGCAGAGUUCAAUGAAAUGUUUGAAGAUCAUGAAAGAUCUUCGUCUUCUUCAGCUGAUGAUAAUAAAUAUUCGCAGGCCGUUUCUAUUGGCAUCCAGGAGAGGAAAGAGGGGGACUCAUAUAAUUUCUACCAGGCCAUUGAUGGCCAGCACCUAAUUCUUCAUCCAUUAAGCAUGAAGUGCCUUCUACACCAUUAUGGCAGUUAUGAAAAUCUUCCUAACAGAAUCACUGGAAAGAUCUUACAGUUAGAGACAGCGACACAAUCAGAGGCCAUCAGACGGCGCUAUCGCUUCUUAAGUCAUUUAUCCUUGACAACAACAUUUCAGCUUUGUGAGAUCGAUAUGUGUGAUAAAUUGCCAGCUGAAUCUCUUUCUCCAUUUAUGGAUGAAAUUAAGAACAGAGACAAGCAAAGAAAGAAACUUGCUAGAAAGGAACUUAAGGAAAAAAUUAAGGCCGAAGUUGCUGGCAGCCAGUUUGUGCCUGUGCCAAGUUACUCAUAUGAUCCUGCCCCUAGCUUCUCUGUGGACGACUUUGAAGCUUUGGGAACUAGUCCUGCUGUUGCAUCAUCAUCAUCAUCAUCUUCUUGGGCACCCACAGCUGGAGAAAGGCAAUCGUUUUCAAGUGUUGCGAGGCUUGGUUUUGCUGCUGCCUACGAUUCCCCUUCGCUCAGAACUGAUCAAGUCCCCAGUGCCCCAAAGAUUGAUAUGCCUCACGAUACUUCUGUUAUACACCAACAAGGAGGUUCGAGAGGCACUGGGGCCUCUUUUGCCAACGUAGCAUCGAGAACAAAGCAUGUGGAGAUACCGGGUAAACCCAAGGCAGAUGAGUCAAGGGGUAAGAAGGGGAAAAAAUCUGAUCGAGUUCUCAUGUCCACAGCCGGUGGGCGGCGCUAUUGA